AUGGCUGCUACUAAAGACUACAAGAAGACUGCUAUCUUGUCUGUCUAUGACAAGACUGGCCUACUAGACCUUGCCAUGGGUCUAGUGGAACACAAAGUCCGUUUAUUGGCCUCAGGUGGCACUGCCAGACUCCUUCGAGAAUCAGGUUUCCCUGUCGACGAUGUUUCUACCAUUACUCAUGCCCCAGAAAUGCUAGGUGGCCGUGUUAAGACUCUUCAUCCUGCUGUGCAUGGUGGUAUCUUGGCACGGAAUAUUGCCUCCGAUGAAAAGGAACUGGAAGAACAUCAUAUUGAGAAGGUCGACUAUGUUGUUUGUAACUUGUAUCCAUUCCGAGAGACCGUUGCCAAGAUUAACGUGACAAUUGAUGAGGCUGUUGAGCAGAUCGACAUUGGUGGUGUCACUUUACUCCGUGCUGCUGCCAAGAAUCAUGCACGUGUUACUAUCGUCUCUGAUCCGAACGACUAUCCUAUAUUCCUUGAAGAUUUGAAGAAAUACGGCGAAAUUUCUCAGCAGGUUAGAAAUAAGUUUGCUCUAAAGGCUUUCGAGCAUACCGCAAGUUACGAUGCUACCAUUUCAGAUUUCUUCCGUAAGCGUUACGCUGAAGGUGUUUGUCAAUUGCCUCUUAGAUAUGGUGCCAAUCCAUACCAGAAACCUGCACAGGCCUUUAUGACUGAGGGAAAGUUGCCAUUUACUGUCUUAAAUGGUACUCCUGGUUACAUCAACUUAUUGGAUGCUCUUAAUUCCUGGCCCUUGGUCAAGGAACUCUCUGCUUCUCUCAAUUUGCCUGCGGCUGCGUCUUUCAAGCACGUGUCCCCUGCAGGCGCAGCCGUUGGCCUCCCAUUAACUGACAUUGAAAAGAAGGUUUAUUUUGUUGAUCAUAUUGAGAACUUGUCUCCAUUAGCCAAUGCUUAUGCCAGAGCCCGUGGUGCCGACAGAAUGUCUUCCUUCGGCGAUUUCAUUGCUCUCUCCAACAUUGUCGAUCUUCCAACCGCCACCAUCAUCUCAAAAGAAGUCUCUGACGGUGUUAUUGCUCCAGGCUAUGAACCCAAGGCUCUUGAAAUGUUGAAGAAGAAGAAGAAGGGUAAGUAUUGUAUUCUCCAGAUCGAUCCUAAUUACACGCCGUCUGCUAUGGAGAAAAGACAGGUCUUCGGUGUGAGUCUGGAGCAGAAGCGUAACGAUGCCAUUAUUAACUCGUCAUCCUUCAAAGAGAUUGUUUCCCGUAACACCCAUUUGACUGAGCAGGCUGUAGUCGACUUAACUGUCGCUACUAUCGCCUUGAAAUUUACCCAAUCUAACUCGGUUUGCUACGCCAAAAAUGGUAUGGUUGUUGGCCUUGGUGCAGGUCAACAAUCUCGUAUCCACUGCACGAGGUUGGCUGGUGAUAAGUGCAACAACUUGUGGUUUAGACAGCAUCCUAAGGUGUUGGCCUUCAAGUGGGCCCAUGGUGUCAAGAGACCAGAGAAGGCCAAUGCAAUUGACUUAUACGUUACUGGACAGAUUCCUACCGAAGAACCAGAGAAAUCUGACUACGAAUCCAAGUUUCAGGUCCUUCCUGAGCCUUUGAGCGCUGAAGAACGCAAGGAAUGGCUGUCGAAACUCACCGACGUGGCACUUUCAUCAGACGCUUUCUUCCCAUUCCCAGAUAAUGUUCACCGUGCUGCCAGAUCCGGUGUGAAAUUCAUUGCCGCACCUUCUGGAUCCAUGAACGAUAAGAUAGUUUUCGAGGCUGCCGAUGCUCAUGACAUAGUGUAUGUCGAGAGUCCAAUCAGAUUGUUCCACCACUAA
Messenger RNA from Brettanomyces nanus, 1785 nucleotides. RefSeq names its product bifunctional phosphoribosylaminoimidazolecarboxamide formyltransferase/IMP cyclohydrolase (gene ADE17). The record is from RefSeq and is a predicted model, not a curated record. The coding region runs from base 1 to 1785 and encodes 594 amino acids. The transcript has a single exon. Gene Ontology annotation, biological process: 'de novo' IMP biosynthetic process. Gene Ontology annotation, cellular component: cytosol. Gene Ontology annotation, molecular function: IMP cyclohydrolase activity; phosphoribosylaminoimidazolecarboxamide formyltransferase activity. Lineage: Eukaryota; Fungi; Ascomycota; Pichiomycetes; Pichiales; Pichiaceae.